This is a messenger RNA of Scomber japonicus (chub mackerel), 1047 nucleotides long. Its product is annotated as GTPase IMAP family member 9-like. NCBI's taxonomy places the organism in Eukaryota, Metazoa, Chordata, Actinopteri, Scombriformes, Scombridae. The transcript has 3 exons. The coding region runs from base 1 to 1047 and encodes 348 amino acids. Gene Ontology annotation, molecular function: GTP binding. The record is from RefSeq and is a predicted model, not a curated record.
AUGGACGGCAACUAUUACAACCCAAACAUGACUAGGAACUUUGGAUCUGAAGGAAACAAUAAUACGGAGCUGAGGAUUGUGAUGGUGGGGAAGACUGGAAUUGGAAAGAGUGCCACUGGAAACACCAUUCUGGGAAGACAGUGCUUUGAAUCAAAGUUCAGUGCUAAGUCUAUGACUGUAGACUGUUCUAAGGGCAGGGGUGAGGUGUUUGGACAACAGGUUGCUGUAAUCGACACUCCGGGCCUGUUUGACACCAGGUUUGGCAUGGAUAGAACAACUAAAGACCUAACCCAGUGCAUCAGUUACGCUUCUCCUGGACCCCAUGUCUUCCUGGUGGUCAUUAGACUGGGAAGAUACACUGAAGAAGAAAUGAAGACGGUGCAGAAAAUUCAAGAAAUCUUUGGCCAGGCUGCAGACAGAUACAGCAUGGUGCUCUUUACUGGUGGUGAUGAACUAGAUACCACUAUUGAGGAGUUCUUGGGUGAAAGUUCAGACCUGCAGGAACUUGUAUCCAGAUGUAAUAGACAGUAUCAUGUCUUCAAUAAUAAGCUGAAGGAUCGUACUCAGGUCACUGAGCUGCUCCAGAAGAUCAGAAAUAUAGUCCAGAAGAACGGAGGAAGUCACUACACCAACGAGAUGUUCAAAGAGGCUGAGAGGGCAGUUGAGGAGCAGAAACAGCGCAUCCUCAAAGAAAAAGAAGAAGAAAUACGUAGAGAACAAGAGAAACUAGAGAAAAAACUGCAGGAAAAAUAUGAAAAAGAGAUGGAGAAAAUGAAGAAGGAACUCCAGGCUGAGCUAGAGAAGCAGAAGAAAGAGAGAGAGGAGGAAAGGAAGAGGGAGAGGGAGGAGAGGAAGAGGGAGAUGGAGGAGAUGAAGGAGGAGAGGAAGAGGGAGAAGGAGGAGAUGAAAGAGGAGAGAAAGAGGGAGAAGGAGGACAUGAGGGAGGACAGGAAGAGGGAGAGGGAGGAGAUGAUGGAGGAGAGGAAGUGGGAGAGGGAGGAGAAGAAGAGGGAGAGGGAGGAGAUGAUGGAGGAAAUCCAUGAAUAG